This is a messenger RNA of Uncinocarpus reesii 1704, 2010 nucleotides long. RefSeq lists its product as uncharacterized. The transcript has 4 exons. NCBI's taxonomy places the organism in Eukaryota, Fungi, Ascomycota, Eurotiomycetes, Onygenales, Onygenaceae. Gene Ontology annotation, molecular function: ATP binding; mismatched DNA binding. Gene Ontology annotation, biological process: mismatch repair. The coding region runs from base 1 to 2010 and encodes 669 amino acids. The record is from RefSeq and is a predicted model, not a curated record.
AUGCCUAGCAUAUAUAUUGUUAUUAUCUACCUGGCAGCUAUGGUUAAUAGCCACAUGCAGCUGGCCCAGCCGUUCCCUAUUCGCAGUCCGCUUGAUAAACAGUCCACGAACAAAGAUUAUUCCUACGCAGCACCCUUAAAGCCUGAUGGCUCGGACUACCCUUGCAAAGGGUAUCAUAAAGACGCUUUUCGUGCUACUGCUAAAUAUCAAUCCGGGCAAGAUUACAGUAUCAAAAUCGCCGGUGGUGCUCCUCAUGGUGGCGGCUCCUGUCAAAUCUCACUUUCACAUGACAACGGAGAAACGUUUCGGGUUAUCAAGUCAAUUAUUGGAGGCUGUCCUUUGAAGAAGGAGUAUUCGUUUACUGUUCCACGCGACGCACCACCUGGAAACGCAUUGUUGGCCUGGACGUGGUUUAACAAGAUUGGCAACCGGGAAAUGUAUAUGAAUUGCGCACAAGUGACGAUUGUUAGUGGGAACAAAAGGGGUCGAGCAGCGACGGCCACUGCUUUCAACAGCUUGCCCAACAUCUUUACAGCGAACAUAAACGGAGAAGGACGAUGUAAAACUAGAGAAGGCGCGGACAUUAUCUUUCCUGACAUAGGGCCAGACGUUGAAUAUGGGCCAGGAGGUUCAGGAAAGCCCAAAAAAGGGUUCACUUGUGAUGAUGGCGGCCAGCCCCCUGAUGGUGCCCCGGCACUGCCGUCGGACACACCGCAGCCAUCUCCAACCUCAGGUUUACAAUCGAAUAAAUCACCCAUAUCGACUUCUGAUUUCCUGGGUUUCGAGAGAUCCUCUAUGCCUCUUCCAACGAGCACAGGCUUCUCUAAAAGCCCCGCCAACGAUACUGGGAAUGGAGGCUCUUGCGUCCAGAGGUUUACACCGUCGAGGAACUCCAUCAAAACUUUGACGCCAUCUUACGUACCGAAGCCAACCUCCUCUGCCAAACUCCCCCCGUUCUUAACCGCAGUAAACUCCAAUACCAGCACUGUCAUCCCUGCUAGUGUUGGUCCCAGCAUGCGCGCCUUAAACCUCUCCCGGCCUCGAAAGUAUACGGCGAUUGUCCGGCUUGGGUAUCGCCAUAUCCAAAAGCAUAUCUGCUAUCUCCAAUACCACUUUGCCCAUGGCUGUAAUCUAAGCCGCUGGACGCUUGCCAAGGAUUUGUUUUAUACGGGUUUUCUGUGGAAUUUUGGCGUAACGUGGUGGCUUUUCGAUCGAAGGUUGAGGCGAGAGUGGAAUAGUCCCGUUGGCAUCACCGUCGGCUUGGUUGAAAUCAACAACUGUAGUUCGCGGACCGACGUUGCGACGUCGAGGAAACCGGAACAUAGACCGGAAACGAGAGGUUCCAAAGAUAUCGAACUAGCCAAGAUAAGGUCUAUUGCGGAUAGUUGUGGGAUUGCGAUUUCAAGCAGGCCAGCAUCGGACUUUGCGACGAGGGAUAUUGAUCAGGACCUAGCGAGGCUGCUGAAAAACGAGCAUGCUACCGGAACUUUACCACAAACUGAUUUGAAACUGGCUAUGGGGUCUGCUGCGGCUUUAAUCAAAUAUCUCGGUGCCAUGUCGGAUCCGUCGAACUUUGGCCAAUAUCAACUCUACCAGCACGAUCUCUCCCAGUACAUGAAAUUGGAUUCAGCUGCGCUUAGGGCCUUAAAUCUAAUGCCUGGCCCGCGUGAUGGGGCCAAAAGCAUGAGUUUAUACGGUCUUUUGAACCACUGCAAAACUCCUGUCGGUGGCCGACUGCUUGCGCAAUGGCUAAAGCAGCCUUUGAUGAAUCACAACGAUAUUGAAAAGUCCGUAACCUCCAGCGGGUUGAUUUGCGUCACCGUUUCCGAUCGGGGUAUUGACAUUUCCAGAGCACGUUUGUGUGCCAUUUCGGGCCAUGAUGGCAAUGGCGAUAAAGGCGGCGGUAAAGGAGAAGUCAAGAAUCAUAGCCAAACCUGCAAAGAACGGAACACCGCCGAUGCUAAGGGUGAAGAUAGAAGCCAAAAGGGUGUAGAAAGUAGCGGCCCCUGA